AUGGAGGCUAUUCUAUCGGAUCCAGAACCGGUUCGGGUCAAGAGGAAAACUCUUCAAACCGUUUUGGAACAGUGUCAGCGAGCCCUUGAACUCAUCAACAACGCUUCCGAUCAAGACGACGGCGAUGUUUCUGAUUCUAACGAUGAAAGUCUCCCUUCUACACCUCCCGAUCAAGAAGCCGAUCAGUUGUGUGACUUGCUCAAAUCAAGACUUGAGUGCCCUGAUUUCCUUGAGAAGUUAGAGUGUGCACAGGCGUCUGUUUAUCAGAACACAGUUGAAGAAGGAAGUUCUUGGGAUUUGGUCAGUGAAAAUGAUCUUUGGGAAGGUGUUGAUUCUGAGGAAGAAGAUUAUGUUCUUGUUAGACAAGAUGAUAUAGUGGAGGGAAUUGCUUGCUUUAUGGCUGCCUAUUUGUUGUCGCUUAAGAAAACCAAGGAUUUGACUCCAAAUCAACUCCAGGAUGCACUCAGCAAGACAUUUUCGGUGAAAAAGAAAAAGGGAAAGCUUCGAAAGGCCUGGGAUGGGAGCAAAGUUAUUUAUAAUGUUGCAUCAUGGGGGGCUACAGCCAUAGGGAUAUAUCAAAAUCCUGUUAUUCUAACGGCUGCAACUAAAGCAUUCUGGACUUCUUGUCAAGUGAUAUCAAAGCUAAUCUGA
This is a messenger RNA of Lathyrus sativus (Indian pea), 651 nucleotides long. The record is from the annotation of a GenBank genome assembly. Lineage: Eukaryota; Viridiplantae; Streptophyta; Magnoliopsida; Fabales; Fabaceae.